GACGGACUGUAGAGGAUAUGCACAUGUCAAAUUCUGCUUGACCUACUGGGUUGUAUAGAUCGCGUUUAAUGUUAAAUACGUUUUGAACUUGUAACAGACAUGUUCCGUGUUUCUGUGACUCUUUGCUGCAGAGCGAUUGGAAAGAGGUUUGCAUCGACAAUCUCAGGAGAAGGGGGGCUUCCCAGCAAUCUCAGACUUGCUCCAAACCUUGUACAAUUUUCACAGACAGAGAGGCCUCCUGCUGCUGGCUCAGGAUUUCCGGUUCUCAGGCAGUGCGAGGUAGAGAUCCCCUCCCACCUCACUGCCAGGCAGGCUUGGCUUGAGUCCCUGCGAGGUUAUGAUGAUGAGCAGCUGGGCUUGGUAGACCUGCAUCCUGAUGUCUUUGCUGUGCCUCCAAGGAUCGAUAUACUCCAUGAGGUUGCAAUCUGGCAGAAAAACUUUAAGAGAAUUAGCCAUGCUAAAGUGAAGACCCGGGCUGAGGUGAGAGGUGGAGGCAGAAAACCAUGGCAACAGAAAGGAAGUGGCAGAGCACGUCAUGGCAGCAUUAGAUCACCCUUGUGGAGAGGAGGUGGUGUAGCACAUGGCCCCAGAGGUCCAACUAGUUAUUAUUACAUGCUCCCUAUGAAAGUGCGUGUAAUGGGACUUAAAGUUGCUCUCAGUGCCAAGCUGGCUCAGGAUUACCUUCAUAUUGUUGACUCCCUGGAGAUGCCAACCCCAGACUCCCAGUACAUUGUGGAUCUGGCCAGACACAGGCACUGGGGAGAUUCUGUUCUCAUUGUAGACGUGAAAGAAGACCUUCCUGAAAAUAUAUUAAAAGCAACAGAAGACUUGAAGACAAUAAAUGUAAUGCCUGUCAUUGGUCUGAAUGUUCACAGUAUGCUGAAACAUGAAACUCUGGUACUUACCCUGGAUGCAGUGAGUUUUUUGGAAAAGAAGCUGCUUUGGCAUGACUGCAGAUACUCUCCUCUCUACCCAUUCAAGCUACCCUACCGUGACUUACCCUAAAUCAAUAUUACAUGUAUUCUGCAUCCCUGUAAAAAAAAAUUAAUAAAAAAAAAAACCACCAAGACAGCAAUUUGGAGUAAAAAGGUGUAACAUUUUAUUUUGUAUGUACAGUAUUUCAAUAAAUACAAUAACUCCCAUCUCCCGCAAACGCUUUUGACACAUCUAAUAAACAUUUUAAAAACAUACAUAAAGUUAAGGCAUAAAAAGCAAAAGGUAUUUAAUUAAACACCUCAAACUGUUUACAGCACGUAGCAGACACUGUCCCUUCCACUGCAUUAGAAAGACAAAUUGUGCUUACUGAGACAGCCAUAAACUUGACUGUCUGUGGUUUACACCGUGUAACUUUUUUUUUGUUCCUGGGUAGUAAGUG
Messenger RNA from Polyodon spathula (Mississippi paddlefish), 1375 nucleotides. RefSeq names its product 39S ribosomal protein L4, mitochondrial-like. Gene Ontology annotation, cellular component: ribosome. The record is from RefSeq and is a predicted model, not a curated record. Bases 100 to 1005 code for a protein of 301 amino acids. Gene Ontology annotation, molecular function: structural constituent of ribosome. NCBI's taxonomy places the organism in Eukaryota, Metazoa, Chordata, Actinopteri, Acipenseriformes, Polyodontidae. The transcript has 9 exons. Gene Ontology annotation, biological process: translation.